This is a messenger RNA of Vitrella brassicaformis, 1863 nucleotides long. Lineage: Eukaryota; Vitrellaceae. The record is from the annotation of a GenBank genome assembly.
GUGCUCCCUGAAACCGCUUCCCCGAGGAGGCUGGAUGUGCAGUUGUGUCGAGGAUGAAGUGGAUCUAUAGCAUCUCGACGCCAAACUGCAUCGGUCGCAUCUUCUCCUUCGCCGCGGCCCUUUGCGCGCUGCGGACAUCAACUACAGAGUGUUCAGCCGUAUACCGAGCGCCCCUGAAGAGCAAAGCAACGUUUAUCGGUCCCCCUCUUCUUCUCCGCGCAAGAAGAACGACAUCCAUACAUCGUCGCUGCAGCGACGGUGCCAUGGGAGACCUGCCAGACAACGAUGCUUCGAGCCUCGGCCUUGGCUCGUCAGCAAGAGGCGGCAAUCCCACAGCCGAGGGCGAUGAGGUCCUGAAGGCGCACAUCGAGUCCUUCCUGAAGCGACAAAACAUGACAGCUGUGCUGCGCUUCGACAUCGAGGGUGCUGACCAUCUGCGUGAUGCGCUCCAUGUGCUGGAGAGCAGUGGCGACUGGUGCAGACACUCGAGGGCCAUCCUCUGCAUCCUCAAGCAACGUGAGUAUGUUCCCUCCCUGCCGCUGACCAUCACACACGAUGACGUCAAGAGAGUCGCGGCGUUCCAAGACUGCCCAGUGCCGGUGAAGCAGUUCUCGCUCUUCAGCCACCUGCUCAAUGGUGAUCACAACAUGACGCUCGAUCGAAGAGAUGACGGCGCCGUGACAAUGGGCGGCCAAUGGUUGAAUAUCUACACGAGGGACACGCUCCCUGCCGUUAAGGACUACUUCAAACAAGAGCAUCCUUUUCUGAAGUCGUCCGAUCCCGAGAACCCGCCUUGCAGCUGUAAGAAACCGUUCUGAAGAGAGAAGGGUCAUUAUUGCAUGGUAUGUGCGGCUGAUGAACAUGUUCAGAUAUGUAUCGUAACUUCGGAAGACGUGAUUAUGCGGGUUUUCACGACGCCGUGCUUCUCCAGUAAGGACAGUGCAGAGAAGGUGUUUGUGUUUGUGAUUAUUUUGUUUGUACUCUCCUGAUUUUGUUGGUCAGCAUGGGGUCGGGUUUUGGCGACAAAGAGUGCCAUAAUGUUCUGGGGACUGGCAGCAAAAUCCCCAAGAAAGAGGAGACUGUCAGCUUUCGAGACCAGCGAAUCGCGGAGCUGGUGGCGCAGGUGAGUGAAGCGCAGGCUAUGAUGUCGUGGUCAUGACAUGUGCCAUCAACUAGUUUGUCCCUCUGCCUUUGUCAGAUGCCGCCCCCUUGGCACCGCAUCACCAUGACGUGUCUGUGUGGAGAGAGAGAGGAUACCGAGGUUAAGCAGUUACGUCGCCUGUACUUGUGCGGAGACGAUCCGAACGACAGUUUCCUCACGUAUCUGCAAUGUGCCACCAGAGGUGUCUUCCAAGAUGCCAAGAUGAUGUAUCUGAACACGUUUGAGACGCCUCUCCCUCCUCCUGGGGGGUGGGAAUUGUGGCCGGAUUGGAAGCCGUCAAGGUUCCCGGCUACGGUGGAGGUGGCACGGCGGGAGAUGGGCAGUGAUUUCGACCUCAUCUUUGGCGAGAAAAUGAGACGGGCUGAAGCCCGUGGUGAGUAAAGAGAUCAUGCGGGGCUGGAUGACCGCAGGGACGGAGAUAUGCGGUGGAUGGAUGCAUGUGACUGAAUGGGAUGAGGUUGUGACACUCUGUGCUCAUGUGUAGUAUAGAGUGACAACUGAGCUGGCUUAGGACGCUGCUCUGCUGUCAUGUGCUCUCUACUGUUCCGCUGAGAGAUCAGUCAUCUGCUGUUGUGCUACAUGAGAACAAGGCAGUUAGCUGACCUUUCAAUGGAGGGUUGUAGACUUAUGUGUAAAAGACAUGCAGACUCACGAUUGCGAAUUGAUGGACUAAAGAGUCUUCCAUGGAUAUAAAACGUUGG